Humulus lupulus (European hop) is the source of this 1833-nucleotide messenger RNA. RefSeq lists its product as uncharacterized. The record is from RefSeq and is a predicted model, not a curated record. The transcript is spliced from 12 exons. Bases 144 to 1472 code for a protein of 442 amino acids. Lineage: Eukaryota; Viridiplantae; Streptophyta; Magnoliopsida; Rosales; Cannabaceae.
AGUCCUCUGUCCAAGUAUUUUACCUAUGACACGUCACUGACACCAGUGGAGCCGGGUGAAAACUGGCUGUACAUAAUCAAAUUACAUUCCCAAGCUUUUCAAACUUUGGCGCGUCUCAGCGUGGUCACUCGGAUCAGAGAGAAAUGGCGUCCAAGGAUGAAUAUCCAACUAUCAAUUCCUCUGUUGUCCCCAAGAAAAGGAAGAAGAUUAUUGGGUUGGAUGAACUUGUGGCUGAUUUUUACAAGGAGCAAAGCAAGAAUGUUGAGAAAGAAUCUAAACGAGCAAAGGCGGCAAAAAAGAAAUUUUUACUUGAAGAACAAGAUAUGAAAGAAGCGUCUUUGUCUAAACUUGUUGAUGAGUGCCACAUACAGAUGAAUGAAAUGAGCGGGGAAGAAGAGAGCUCAGAAUGGGGCAUUCAGCUUUUUCGAGAUCAGAAAUCGCCACCUAGUCUAGUAAAUCCAGUGGAAGGUUGUGGUCUUUUGAAGUUUUUCUUGAAUAGUGAACUCAAUUCUCUGGUUGAACUUUCUUUGGAGAAUGGAGACUCUUUUAUUGAAGGAUUGCUAGUGGAUGGCUGGCUUACAAAAUUAGUUCUCACAUAUAGGCAUGUAGAAGAGUCAAUAGCUGUAUGGACGUAUAAUUUGGUGUUGUAUUCAUCGAAUGAGAAGUUGAGAACAUCAGCGUGUGACUUCUGGUGUGUGAUUCUUUCAUCCGAAAAAGAGCUUAAAAUAGAUUGGUUUCCUAACUAUUCUGAGCUAAGAAGAGCUCUUGAAGUCUAUGGAUUUCUGUUUUCUAACAUUGGAGCUGCUAAUGCCAAUUCUAGUUGUGGGGGGCCUGCUCAAAAUAUUAUAUCUUGGAUCAAGUUUGUUACUGCCGCUUGUCAAUUUAGGAGUAAGUGGUCUGUUUUUUCAACAUCAGAAGCUGAAGAGUUAGUUGAAGUCAUCAUUUGUUUCUUUUUAGACCGCCAGCUUCAAGGUCUGUCUGUUCUUUUGUGCGAAUGCACGCAAGCAGUUAUUGGUUACUUCACGGACAAGGAAUGGGAAGUCAGCUGUGAGAAAGUUGCAAAAUCUCUUGCGUGCAGAGUACCAAAGGACUUGAACUGCAUAAGAGUCGUAGAAUGCAUUUCAGGAGUCGAUGAUCGCAAUAAGCAUCUUAGAAGUGCAGUUGCUUUUGAAAUUCUUAUUGGUUUCUUUGAUUAUAAGGCUGCUCAACACGAUGAGGUCCUAAGAUUGCUUAUUGCAAUUAAUUUGAAGGACAAAAAGUGUGAUCUAUAUAAGAUGUACAUCUACUUGAUGUUGACCCAGAACUGGCUCUUGUCUGAAAAUCUUUUAGAAAACAAUGUAGUUCUGAAAGAGAUGUACGGUUUAUAUCUCCGAAACUGUUGCUGCCAGAUCAGCAGCACAGAUUUGAGGACUUUUGCAUCGAAGGUCCGCGACAAGGCCUCAUUCUUUCUACAAGGAGCCUCCAAAAUAUAGUCUACUCCAAUAUUAUUACUUCACACACCUAAGAAUAGUCACCACAAAUGAGGAGAGAAAUUAACAAGGUCUAUAAACGUAUGUGUGUAUAUUUUGGUAGUUGGAUCUCUGGUGGUUAAUCUUUAUCAUUUUCUUUGUAAAUAUGCUCUAAAUGAGGUAUCAGUGAUCAUGUUUAGGAACUACUUACAGCAAUUUGGUCUGGGAUAAUCUGUUUCGCCCAUUAUGGAAUUGUUUUGUUGUUAGAAUCCUCUGUUUAAACAUGGCCAAAUGUUUUGGGGCUUACCAUGAUGUUGGUUAUGAUAAACUUAAUCUGAAGAUAUAUGUUCUUAUUCUUAUUAUAAUUGGGUGGAGUCACUAAGAA